Molecule: messenger RNA, 769 nt
Organism: Podospora pseudocomata
Lineage: Eukaryota; Fungi; Ascomycota; Sordariomycetes; Sordariales; Podosporaceae
Exons: 2
Coding region: 1-342 (113 amino acids)
Source: RefSeq, a predicted model, not a curated record
AUGUCAAGGAUGAGUGGAUUAGCAGUUCAGAACAGCGUCGACGCACUCCCUCAAGAGGAGGAGCUUCCUCGCGAGGAGGAGCCCAAGGAGGUCUCUCUUGAGGGUCUCUCUCUGGCGGAAAUCCCCUCUGAUUGGAACGGCCCUGAAGAAGACAUUUUCGACCAAAUCGACAAAGAAGAUGAUUCUGGCCAGGGAGACGACUCUACCCAAGAAGACGACUGUACCCAAGAAGACGACUCUACCCAAGAAGACGACUCUACCCAAGAAGUCGAGCUCACCCUAGACGAGAUCCACCCCCACAAACAAUACAACCCGCCGUCAGACACAGACAACUGCAGGUAACCUGCCUCAAAACCUGGACAAGAACAAUCUCACGACGCUAUACCCUCCUAUCCUGCCCUAUAUGCCGUGGCCAGCUCCCGCGUGCAACCAACAACACUAGAAUCAGCUUCCUGGAAAUCUUGCGUCGAGACGAGAGGAGAACCACUACCUAGCUUUGAAGACAUGAUUGUCCCUAUGAUCCGGCGCCAGGGAGAAGAUUUGGAGGAGUGGGAGAUGUGUGUCACAAGAUGAUGUCUGAAUGGCACGGGCAAUGGGUAUCUACGAGGGCGUAUGGCUAAAUGGGUAGACCAUGCUGGGGAUUUAUAUCUAUCUUGUUGUCAUUGAAAAGGAGGAGAGGAAGUGGAGGUGGAUGGGGCUGAGGGCUGAUUUGUACUGGAGGUGGUUGGUAGGGGAUGGAGGCUUCUGUGUUCUUGCUUGUUGAGACGAG